AUGAACGCGCAACCAGAACAGAACGAAAGCGCGCAAAGUUCUCUACCAGAAGAGCUGCGCGCCACCACGCGACAGAGGCACCACGCUUUGAAUGCGCAGAUCACUCAGCGCCUGCCGUUGUCUCUACCGCCAAUUGCAGAUAGCCCCUUCAAUUAUACCAAAGGUCUGAUAGUCUUUGGUCAGAUAUACUUCGCCUUCGAGAACUUUUUGGAGACACAAUUGGUUUCUGGUCAAUUGGAUCAGCGGCUGCUUCACAUUUACGAGCGCGUAUGCUUUUCCUGGCUGCUCAGGUCCAGCAGGCUCCAAACCGACAUUGACACUCUGAAAUCACAACUCCUGCGGUCUCAAGUCGAAGAACUUGAAGCCUUGGUGGAGGAGUCGAGAGGUUUUCGGCUGCGAAUUGAAAGGGCCUUGUCGGCGAGACCACAUGUCAUGCUGGCUUAUACCUGGACCAUGUACCUUGCUCUUUUCAACGGCGGUCGCUGGAUUCGAAGGCAGCUCGUCUCCGCAGGUCCAGAGUUUUGGCGUCCAGGCACACCGCCAUUAUCGUUCUGGGACUUCCACAGCGAAGAGGACGUGGAUGUGGAUGAGCGACUCAAAGGGGACCUCAAAGAGGGAUUUCGAGAAGCAGCAUCCACUCUGACCGACAGCGAGCAGAGAGAUGUUGUUCAGGAGGCUUUGAACUUAUUCGAUUUGUGCACCGAGAUGGUGGACUUCCUCGACCACAAGACCACCACUCGCUCAUCCCGAAUUCUUCCCGAACAGUUCCCAUCACUCAUCGCUUCUCCCCAGCUCAAUAAUUCCCCUGGCGCAAACUCGACGGCAGCUUCUCUCUGGCAAUUCAUGGUCUCUGCUUGUUCCUCGCUGAAGAUUACAGCAAGCACAGCACGGAGACAUAAAGCUGCUUCGGCAGGUUGA
Fonsecaea multimorphosa CBS 102226 is the source of this 918-nucleotide messenger RNA. RefSeq lists its product as uncharacterized. Gene Ontology annotation, molecular function: heme oxygenase (decyclizing) activity. Bases 1 to 918 code for a protein of 305 amino acids. The transcript has a single exon. NCBI's taxonomy places the organism in Eukaryota, Fungi, Ascomycota, Eurotiomycetes, Chaetothyriales, Herpotrichiellaceae. Gene Ontology annotation, biological process: heme oxidation. The record is from RefSeq and is a predicted model, not a curated record.